AUGUCUGGGGAUGUACUAAGUCCACGUUCCGAUGCUACUUUGGCAAAGGAAGCAGGACUUGGUACGUCUUGUUUCAUGCAGGUCUUGAUAUAUCUACCAGAGCGCUUUGUAAAUAGCCUUUUGUUCCGCCAGUCCUCGCAUCCCAGUCGACCGGGCAGGUUAGGUCUCCUUUCCUGGGGCCUGCAGAAAGCGCUUCAGUUUAGAAAGACUAUACAGCGAAUUAAACCACUUGACUCUAGGGCUACCCGACAUUUUUCACAGGCUGAGCACAAAGUGCGACGUGACCUUAAUCGCCGCAGGGUCCGUCAUGUACGCGAGGCACGACGAUUGCAUCAAAUGUCUGAGCCUUCAGUCAGCAGCAAUUUAUCCGGCCCGAACUCGUCAUCUCCAUUCUCCCUGGUUCCCGACCUACCUGUUCAUGACUAUUCACAAGCUCCUAAAGCUUCUUCUACCGUCGAAAAUAACAUGGAGAAACCAGUAUCAUCGGCGCGGUUCAGACGUAAAGCAAGAAAAUCUGCCUUUCCUUUUGCCCAGUAUCUGCUCCGAGAACAACAGGAAUUACAAACUCUCGAAGAGCGAAAUCUCCUUCUUUCCAAGUAUUCUACGGAGGUCGUCCCCAAAGACAUGUUUGAUUCCCCUAUUCGUUUGCAGAGACCAUGCCUUCCGUCAUCCAGCCAAGACAUCCUCUCUCUUAUAUUCUAUUCAUCUAAUGGCUGUUGUUCACCAUACCGCUCUUUGCUGCUCUCUACACUAGAAAUCCUCUUAGAGAUUUCUCUUGGUUGGUCUGCGUCCAAUAAAUCUGGCCUCCCAAAUGAUGUCUCCACUACUAAUGCCUCUUUGCCUAAUAAUUAUAAAAAUAUCAGUAAUGCUUUUGUACAGUCUAUCACAACAUCAUUACCUGUAGUGCACACAUUUAAUGAGGUAGAUGAACAGCCCAAGCCUCAGGAUGAUACGGUCUUUUGGUUAUCUUGUCGCUUGCUCUGCGCUUUUAUGCCAUAUUUAUCAACCAUGGAAUUGAUUCACUUGCUUCGUGGGUCUACUAACGCGCUCCCUGAUAGUCGAUCAAGUGAGAAUUCGGAUGAAGUAGUCGCUGGCUCGCCUUUAUACAUACUAUUUGCUCGGCUUUCUGGGCUUUCUGGGCUUUCUGACCCUUCAGUUGAAUUAGGAAUCAACGGGUUCUUAAAUUAUCCCACUGAUAUGAAUAACCCGUCAGAUCGCCAGACUGCAGACUAUGAAGCUGUUACUUAUGGAUUAAAUUGUUUAUUUGCCGGGUUGAUGAGCCACUUUGGGACUGAUGAUCAUCAAUUUGCCGACGAGCUGGCAAGGCAUUCAGUUAAAAACGACCUUCCAAUGGGUUUUGCUAACGAAGUUGCUUAUGAAAACAGAGACGAAGCUGAAAUUGCCUCUCCCACGAAAUGUCCUUUUUCUUCCCCAGUACCUUCAGUCUCAUCGAAAUAUGAUAAAGCAGCGUGCACGUAA
Protopolystoma xenopodis is the source of this 1479-nucleotide messenger RNA. The record is from the annotation of a GenBank genome assembly. Lineage: Eukaryota; Metazoa; Platyhelminthes; Monogenea; Polystomatidea; Polystomatidae.